Clupea harengus (Atlantic herring) is the source of this 3244-nucleotide messenger RNA. RefSeq names its product ring finger protein 139 (gene rnf139). Gene Ontology annotation, molecular function: ubiquitin protein ligase activity; zinc ion binding. Lineage: Eukaryota; Metazoa; Chordata; Actinopteri; Clupeiformes; Clupeidae. Gene Ontology annotation, cellular component: Derlin-1 retrotranslocation complex; endomembrane system. Gene Ontology annotation, biological process: ERAD pathway; proteasome-mediated ubiquitin-dependent protein catabolic process. The record is from RefSeq and is a predicted model, not a curated record.
CAAAAUCUCUACUUACUUCCGCGUUCUUCGCAUAGCAACAGGAGGAAAGCGAAGAUGGCGGAUCGCGGGGAUCCGGUAAAAUAACGUGUCCGAAGUAACUUAGUAAGAAGCGACGCUCUUUUGCAAACUGAAGUUGUUGGAAUAUCCUUAUCGGAGGACCUAGUCCUUCUGGGACAACGGCUUGUGCCAUGGCGUCAACCAACGUCCGAAUCGGUCAACAGGCCUUGGCCGUACUGGAUGUGGCACUCCGUGUUCCGUGCAUCUUUAUUAUCGACGCCAUUUUUAAUUCUUACCAUGAUCCUGGGACUGGAUGGGCCGGGACAGCUGGGAGGGUUUUAAUAAGAGUUUUUGGUAUUUUGGUAUCAAGUGUGGUGCUGGUCCUCUCUCAGAAAGCCCUGUUCAAGUUUUAUACACUGUUCUUCGCCGUGAUGCUGGGGGCCGUGGCUGUCAUGAUCAACUACUAUGCCACGUCACACAUAGACUUCUACAGUGCCUACUACAAAGCGGCAUUGGGCUUCCGGCUGCUACCACGCAACGGCCCCACGCUCUGGCUGGGCAUGGCAGUUGUGCAGCUGCUCUUCGGUCUUGGUUAUGUGGUGCUGCUCAACGUCCAGUCCAUGUUUGCUGCAUUGGUGUUUGUGGACAUCAUGAUCCCGCUGUGGGGCCUGAUCAUCGAGCUGCCGGUGGACGUGAGGCAGCUGGUGGCAGUGGCCUCCGGCUUCAUCCUGGCGCUCAACACGGCAGCCUGCUUGCUGCUCAAGCUCAAGUGGUUCUACUACUCCUGCCGCUACGUCUACCUGCUGCUGCGCCACAUGUAUCGCAUCUACGGCGUGCAGCUGCUGCUGGAGGACACUUGGAAGCGGAUCCGCUUCCCGGAUGUGCUGCGGGUCUUCUGGCUGACCCGCAUGACUGCCCAGGCGGUCAUCCUGGUGUACGUGGUGAAGGUGGUGCGCCACGAGAGCGGACAGCAGGUCACGCUGACGUGGGAUGUGUGCUGGGACCUGUUCAGCAACCUGAUCAUCAGCGGCUGCGACUCCACGCUCACCGUACUGGGCAUGAGUGCCGUCAUCUCCUCGAUGGCGCACUACCUGGGCCUGAGCAUCCUGGCCUUCAUCGGCUCCACAGAGGAGGAGGACAAGCGUCUGGGCUUCGUGGCGCCGGUGCUCUUCUUCAUCCUGGCACUGCAGACGGGCCUGAGCGGGCUGGACCCCGAUGAGCGUCUGGUGCGGCUUAGCCGCAACAUGUGCUUGCUGCUGACGGCCAUAUUGCACUUCAUCCACGGCAUGACGGACCCCGUGCUCAUGUCGCUCAGCGCCUCGCACGUUCUCUCCGUGCGCCGCCACCUACCAGUCCUGCUAGUGUCGAUGGCGCUCUUCGUGCUGCCCGUCGCUCUCAGCUAUGCCCUUUGGCACCACUACGUCCUGAACACGUGGCUGUUUGCCGUGACCGCCUUCUGUGUAGAGCUGUGCCUCAAGGUUGUGGUGUCGCUGACGGUCUACACACUCUUCAUGGUGGACGGCUAUCACAAUGUAUUGUGGGAGCGGCUGGACGACUAUGUCUACUACGUGCGCUCCACAGGCAAUGUCAUUGAGUUCAUCUUUGGUGUCAUCAUGUUUGGCAAUGGUGCCUACACCAUGAUGUUCGAGUCGGGGAGCAAGAUCCGAGCCUGCAUGAUGUGCCUGCACGCCUACUUCAACAUCUACCUGCAAGCCAAGAAUGGCUGGAAGACCUUCAUCAACCGCCGCACAGCGGUCAAAAAGAUCAACUCCCUGCCAGAGGUCAAGGGUACUGAGCUGCAUGACAUAGAGGACGUGUGUGCCAUCUGCUACCAGGAAUUUGCCACCUCUGCACGCAUUACGCCGUGCCACCAUUACUUCCAUGCGCUUUGCUUGCGCAAGUGGCUCUACAUCCAAGACACCUGUCCCAUGUGCCACCAGAAAGUCUACAUUGAGGAUGAGGCACGAGACAGGGCAGCUUUCUCCAAUAACAACGGCUAUGCAGCCCCGGGGGGUGACCUGGACGAGUUUGCAGACCCAGGCAGGGCAGAGGGGGCAGACGCCGCAGCAGGUGGGGCAGAGCCUGACAAUGAGCUGCUGGAAGACAAUGACAGUAUAGAAUAUGACGAAGAUGAGUGGGGCACACUUAAUGGAGGCACGCCCAUAGAGGAGGACUACAUUAAUGAUGACACAGACUCCAAUGGCGACUGAUUUAUGAAAGUAGUAGGUUAUGAAAAUAUAUUUAAAAAAAAUAUAUAUUUAAGUUAUACCAUCUUAAUUUUGUCAACAUCAGGGAUGUCAUUUAUUUCUGUCUCCUUUUACUUUGUUUUAUGUGUUUGUUUCUCAAAGGGCUUGUGGAGGUUUAAAUGUAAGGUGUGUGUGUGUGCCUAUACAAAGGGGGUGGAGGCUUUGAGUUCAGUGAGAGACGCACAUUCCUUUUCUUUUUCUUCUUCUUCCUCCUCCUCCUCUUGGGGACGCCAUGGGGGUUAGUGUGUCUGUCUGUGUGUGUGUGUGUGUGUGUGUGUGUGUGCGUGCGCUUUGGGUCUGACAACUCAAAGGGAGGUGGGGAGCAACAGCAGAACGAGAGGUCUGAUUAAACGUGACAUGCUACUGUAAUCACUGAUAUACCUCUGUCAUUACUACUGGUCUCUUGUGUGACCUUGCUUAAAUUUGUGUACGUUGUUGUACAUGUAAUUAAAACAAAAAACUCUUUCCCCUUAGAAAAGACAAGGCUGUAUUGCAAAUUAGUGUUUUUCAAAAGCCACUGGACAUUGGGCUGUUGGUAUGAGCAAAACUGCAACCUCUACACUUCACCGUUUUACUCAGACAAUAUCUGUGUUAAAACAUCAAUCUCUGCAUUUCAACUGGACAGUUCUAUUAGUGAUGUUGAAGGCAACCACUGCUUUUGGUAUUUUGUUGUUUCAUUUGCAAUUGCUCCCUUUUUUUGUUUCAGUUUAGAAUUUGGCACAUUGGCUUACUGAAAAAGAGCAAGAUGCUAUUUGAAAAUAAUUAAUUUAAUGCAACAGGCAGAGCAACUGGUGAAAAAUGUAUGUGAGUGCUAAUUUAGGGUAUUCUAAUCAGGAAGUGAAAAAAAUUGAUUUAUUCUGUGGAAUAGUUGUGCUUUCACUUUCUGUUAAUGAUGAAGGAAUUUUAUGAUUCAUCUUUUUUUUUGCUUUUGAAAAGGUGCAAAUGUUAAUUUUGCCUUUUGCUUUAAAGGUAAUGUAAAUAAAAAUAAUCUUUAAUAGUGA